Messenger RNA from Musa acuminata subsp. malaccensis (wild Malaysian banana), 1108 nucleotides. RefSeq names its product large ribosomal subunit protein mL43. Gene Ontology annotation, cellular component: mitochondrial large ribosomal subunit. Gene Ontology annotation, biological process: mitochondrial translation. Lineage: Eukaryota; Viridiplantae; Streptophyta; Magnoliopsida; Zingiberales; Musaceae. Gene Ontology annotation, molecular function: structural constituent of ribosome. The record is from RefSeq and is a predicted model, not a curated record.
UUACCCAAUCCCUAACCUUUCUAGCGCAGUCCGUUCCCAACAUUGGAAUUGCGGCGGCUCCCCUUCCCUCGCCUCGCCGACGCUUCGCCUUCGUGUGUCGACGGAGAAUUAGCAGCUUGUGAUCUCUCUUUAAAACUAUGGCAUUGCGAGGAGUUUGGCAGCUACAGAAGCUGAUAGUGAGCUAUUGUGAUUGGGGAGGAAGUAGCAGGGGGAUCAGGGGCUUUAUGGAAACUCAUUUGCCAGCUUUCAAGGAAAAGAACCCUCAGCUAGAGGUAGUAAUGGAGCUUGUUCGUGGUCAGCAUCCUCAUCUGAAGGGCUUUUACAAGAAUCAUAACCAGCGGGUGGUUUGUGUUAAAAAUUUAAUGCCAGAGGACGUACUACUGCAUGCUACUAAACUAAGGAAUGCGUUAGGAAGGAAGGUUGUGAAACUGAGGACAAGGCAUGUCACGAAGCAUCCCAGUGUUCAGGGCACAUGGACAACUGCACUCAAAUUUUGAAUGGAACAGCUUGGGGUGAUCGAGCUAUAUGGGAUAGUUUGUGGUGCUGUUGCUGACUGAGAGAGUUAUCGGUCACUCUUGGGUCUUAAUAUGCUCAGCUGAUGGAAUCUUCAUCUCUAGAUAAAUACUUGUUUCAGCUCAAUAAACAUUUGAUCUCUGUACUCAAAACAUUUGAAGGUUUUUUUAUGGAUGUAGUUUAACUUAUCUAAAUGAAGAUGCUUGGAUCCAUCCCUCUUAUUCCCCAAUGUGAGUGUCAGCAAUCAAGCAUCCAUCAGCGAAGCCAAGAGUACUUACUGCAGAGUCUCAAUGAAGUUAACUCAUCACUCCAGUAUUGAAGUUUGGUGUUCUGCUGAUGCUUUCAAUUGCAAUCUGCUUUGCUUUGGGUAUGGAAUUCUUGGCAUGGAAGAGACUUAAACUGGUGUUUCAGAUCCAAUGAUUUCCAAUACAAUCUCUACCAGCUAAAAGCAGAGAGAUUAAGGGAGUGUAAGAGAUGCCAUCCUAAUUCAACAGUUGUCAUUUGUUAUAUUGUUGUUUCAAAUGGAAGUUAUUGUUUGGUUGCUGAGAUAUUUGGUGGUUUAUGUUAUUUGAAGUUUGCUGAGACAUUAUGGCUA